Lactuca saligna is the source of this 4588-nucleotide messenger RNA. NCBI's taxonomy places the organism in Eukaryota, Viridiplantae, Streptophyta, Magnoliopsida, Asterales, Asteraceae. The record is from the annotation of a GenBank genome assembly.
CCAAUUUUCAUACUAAAACAAACGACGACGUACGAAGGUGUACAACUAACAGAAAAACCCAAAAGAAACUUCGGUUCCCGAGUCAACUCUCUCUCCUUUCACGCCUUAUUUGACCGAGUCACGAAAUCGGACGACGCCGAUUCUCUCUUUUAUGCUUUCUUUCACACACCCCAAAUCGUGUGUGCGAGAGAAAGUUGGAGAGAAGGAAAGUGUAAAUCUUCAUCACAAUUUCAGUAGCCGAAUAAUCUCUUCACAAUUCGGCUCAUCGAUUUCAUCUCAAUUUCCAUUUUGAUGGUUAUUUUUAGGGUUUUGAGAGAGUUUUAAUUUUGGGUUUUGGUUCGAGGGUUUGUGAAAAUUCAACAAGAUGAUGAUAUCGAGAGGGUUGUUUGGGUGGUCCCCACCACACAUACAGCCUUUAACGCCGGUAUCGGAGGUUUCCGAGCCGCCAGAGUCUCCGUCGCCUUACAUGGACAUAAGUAACGAUGCUUUACCUGUUGAAGCUGAAGAGGAAAUGGAGGAGACAGAGGAGAUCGAGCCGCCUCCAGCUACUGUACCGUUCUCCAAGCUGUUUGUGUGUGCUGAUAGGUUGGAUUGGGUGCUUAUGGUGGUUGGAUCGAUUGCUGCGGCGGCGCAUGGGACAGCACUGGUUGUUUACUUGCAUUACUUUGCCAAAAUUGUUCAGUUGUUAGGUCACGGCGAGGAUAACCCGGAUUUGCUUUUUGAUAGGUUCAAAGAGCUUGCCCUCACCCUUGUUUAUAUUGCUGGUGGUGUUUUUGCUGCUGGUUGGAUAGAGGUUUCAUGUUGGAUUCUUACGGGAGAAAGGCAGACAGCUGUUAUCAGGUCAAGAUAUGUGCAAGUACUACUUAAUCAAGAUAUGAGUUUCUUUGAUACUUAUGGAAACAAUGGAGACAUUGUGAGCCAAGUGUUAAGUGAUGUAUUACUUAUCCAAUCUGCCCUUAGUGAAAAAGUUGGAAAUUAUAUUCAUAACAUGGCUACAUUCUUCAGUGGCCUUGUAAUUGGAUUCCUCAACUGUUGGCAAAUUGCAGGCCUCACUUUAUUAACUGGUCCCUUUAUUGUGGCUGCAGGAGGAAUAUCAAAUAUAUUUCUCCAUAGACUUGCUGAGAAUAUUCAAGAUGCAUAUGCUGAAGCAGCAGGUGUUGCUGACCAGGCUGUUUCAUAUGUUAGGACAUUGUAUGCUUUUACAAACGAAACAUUAGCCAAAUAUUCCUAUGCAGCUUCACUACAAGCUACUUUAAGAUAUGGAAUAUUGAUUAGUCUUGUACAAGGACUUGGACUUGGCUUCACAUAUGGGCUUGCAAUCUGCUCUUGUGCUUUGCAACUUUAUGUUGGAAGGUUUUUGGUUACACAUAGACAUGCUCAUGGUGGAGAAAUUGUAACUGCUCUUUUUGCUAUCAUUUUAAGUGGCCUUGGGCUGAAUCAAGCUGCAACCAAUUUCUAUUCAUUUGAGCAAGGAAGAAUCGCUGCAUAUCGGCUUUUUGAAAUGAUUAGCCGAUCAUCUUCUUCUGUUGAUCAUGAUGGAAACACUCUUUCUUCUGUUCAAGGGAAUAUCGAAUUCCGGAAUGUGUAUUUCAGUUACUUGUCGCGUCCCGAAAUUCCUAUCUUAAGUGGAUUUUACCUUACUGUCCCUGCCAAAAAAACAGUGGCACUUGUGGGAAGAAAUGGUUCUGGUAAAAGUAGUAUUAUACCCCUCAUGGAACGCUUCUAUGAUCCUACUUUAGGUGAAGUUCUUUUGGAUGGUGAGAAUAUCAAGAAUCUGAAAUUGGAAUGGCUAAGAAGUCAAAUUGGCUUAGUCACUCAAGAACCUGCUUUGUUAAGCUUGAGUAUAAGAGACAAUAUUGCUUAUGGGAGAGAUGCCACAACACUUCAAAUAGAAGAUGCUGCUAAAAUAGCGCAUGCACAUACGUUUAUCACCUCACUAGAGAAAGGAUACGACACACAGGUAGGCAGGGCUGGUUUAUCAUUAACAGAAGAACAGAAAAUAAGACUUUCUGUUGCAAGGGCAGUUCUUUCAAAUCCUUCUAUUCUUCUUCUUGAUGAAGUGACUGGUGGACUUGACUUUGAAGCUGAAAGAUCUGUUCAAGAGGCUCUUGAUCUUCUUAUGUUAGGCAGAUCAACUAUCAUCAUUGCUCGUAGACUUUGUCUAAUAAGAAACUCUGAUUUCAUAGCUGUAAUGGAAGAUGGUCAGUUAAUGGAGGUCGGGACCCACGAUGAACUAAUCGCCUCGGAUGGGUUAUAUGCAGAGCUUCUAAGAUGUGAAGAAGCAGCUAAACUCCCAAGAAGGAUGCCAGUGAGAACAUACAACGAGACUCAAGCAUUCCAAAUCGAGAAAGAUUCUACAGAUAACUAUCAAGAAUCAUCGUCUCCAAAAUUUGCAAAAUCACCAUCACUUCAACGAGCUUCGAACUUACAUGGAACAAGGACCGAUUCAGCUUACGGGUCACACGAAUCACCAAGAAACCCGAGCCCUGCAGAAAAAGAAAACGGAUUAUCCAUGGAUGGAACAAACAAAGAACCAUCAAUCAAAAGACAAGACAGUUUCGAAAAAAGAUUACCCGAAUUACCAAAAAUCGAUGUUCACGCUAUCCGUAGACAACCAUCAAACGGGUCAAACCCGGAAUCCCCCAUUUCACCAUUGUUGACCUCCGACCCGCAGAGCGAACGUUCACAUUCACAAACCUUCAGUCGACCUAAUAAUGCUCUUGAAAAGCCAAUCAGAGUACAACAAGCAGUAAAAGAAAAACAAAAAAAGAAAGAACCAUCAAUUUGGAGACUUGUGGAAUUAAGUUUGGCUGAAUGGCUUUAUGCUGUUUUAGGAAGCACGGGUGCUGCUAUAUUCGGUUCUUUCAACCCUCUUCUCGCUUAUGUCAUCGCACUAAUUGUCACAGCUUAUUAUCGAAACGAAAACGACAGAAGACACAAAAUACACGACGAAGUUGACAAGUGGUGCUUAAUCAUCGCCUGCAUGGGUGUUGUGACUGUAAUCGCAAACUUCUUACAACACUUUUACUUCGGUAUCAUGGGGGAGAAAAUGACUGAACGAGUUAGGAGAAUGAUGUUUUCUGCAAUGCUUCGAAAUGAAGUUGGAUGGUUUGAUGAAGAAGAGAACAGCGCAGACACGUUGUCCAUGCGAUUAGCAAACGAUGCAACAUUUGUGAGAGCAGCUUUUAGCAAUCGGCUUUCUAUACUCAUACAAGAUAGUGCAGCUGUUAUGGUUGCAAUAUUAAUCGGAAUGCUUCUCCAUUGGCGAUUAGCACUUGUAGCAUUAGCCACAUUGCCUGUUCUUACCCUAUCCGCCAUUGCUCAGAAACUAUGGUUAGCGGGAUUUUCAAAGGGGAUACAGGAGAUGCACAGGAAAGCGUCAUUGGUUCUUGAAGAUGCUGUUAGAAAUAUAUACACAGUGGUGGCAUUCUGUGCUGGCAACAAAGUUAUGGAGCUUUACAGGUUACAACUACGCAAGAUAUUCUAUCAGAGCUUCUUUCAUGGCAUGGCUAUCGGUUUUGCUUUUGGGUUUUCACAGUUUCUUCUUUUCGCAUGCAAUGCCCUUCUUCUCUGGUACACCGCAAUCUGUGUGAAGAACAAUUACAUGGAUCUCCCAACUGCUCUCAAAGAGUACAUGGUUUUCUCUUUUGCCACUUUUGCCCUCGUGGAGCCUUUCGGCUUGGCUCCUUACAUUCUCAAAAGAAGAAAGUCUUUGAUAUCCGUAUUUGAAAUCAUCGAUAGAGUACCCAAGAUUGAUCCCGAUGAUACCUCCGCUUUGAAACCACCAAAUGUAUACGGAUCCAUCGAGUUGAAAAGCGUUGACUUUUCCUACCCGACCCGCCCGGAGAUUCUCGUACUGAGUAACUUCAGUCUGAAGGUGACCGGCGGGCAGACGGUGGCGGUGGUUGGCGUUUCGGGAUCCGGAAAAAGCACGAUCAUUUCACUGAUCGAGAGAUUUUACGACCCGGUUGCCGGACAGAUUAUGCUGGAUGGACGUGAUUUGAAACAGUUUAAUGUAAGAUGGUUGAGAAACCACCUUGGUGUAGUCCAACAAGAACCCAUCAUUUUCUCAACAACAAUUCGUGAAAAUAUAAUAUACGCGAGACACAACGCGAGUGAAGCCGAAAUCAAAGAAGCUGCAAGAAUAGCAAACGCGCACCAUUUCAUCAGCAACCAGCCACACGGGUACGAUACGCAUGUUGGGAUGAGGGGCGUGGAUCUAACCCCGGGCCAGAAGCAGAGGAUCGCGAUCGCCCGGGUUAUUUUAAAGAACGCACCGAUUUUGUUACUGGACGAGGCGAGCUCAUCGAUUGAAUCGGAAUCGAGUCGUGUGGUUCAGGAGGCUCUUGAUACUUUAGUCAUGGGGAACAAAACCACUAUUUUGAUAGCUCAUAGAGCUAUUAUGAUGAAACAUGUGGACAACAUUGUCGUUCUUAAUGGUGGUAGGAUUGUUGAGGAAGGGUCCCACGAUUCUUUAAUGGGGAAAAACGGUUCUGAAAGACCUUACAGAUGGAACGUGAAGAGUGGUGGCAGGUGGCGGGAGUUGGCGGCGGCGGAUAUAGCAUUUACAUUUGGGGUAGUUUGUUAG